Polyodon spathula (Mississippi paddlefish) is the source of this 1392-nucleotide messenger RNA. It is a transcript of the gene sack1fa, whose product is annotated as family with sequence similarity 83 member Fa. NCBI's taxonomy places the organism in Eukaryota, Metazoa, Chordata, Actinopteri, Acipenseriformes, Polyodontidae. The transcript is spliced from 5 exons. Bases 87 to 1160 code for a protein of 357 amino acids. The record is from RefSeq and is a predicted model, not a curated record.
GGGGGUACAAAGGGGUGACCCGGGUGUCGCUGCACACCCACCCUCCAAAAGACAACGGGCCACACAUCAGAGAGGUGGCGCGGAGAAUGAUCCGAGAAGCUAAAAAGGUCGUCGCCGUGGUAAUGGAUCAGUUCUCAGACCUCCUCUUGUUCCAGGACCUGCUUGAGGCUUCCUACAAGAGGAAGGUCUCUGUUUACAUUGUGCUGGACAGCGGCGGGCUGCCCCUCUUCAUCGAGAUGUGCCGGAGGCUGGAUAUCACAGAGCUGCAGAUUCGGAACGUGCGUGUGAGAUCCCUAUGUGGCACAGGGUUGCCCCUGGCGACGGGGAAGCUGCCGGGAACUCUGUCCAGUAAAUACAUGCUGGUGGACGGGGAGAAAGUCUUGUCUGGAUCCUACAGUUUCACCUGGACAGCCUGCCGUCUCGACCGCAACAUCAUCUCCGUGAUGACCGGGCACGUCAUCGACGUUUUCGACCGCGAUUUCCGAGAGCUGUACGCCAUCUCCGAUGCCGUGAGCCUUCACAGAGAACUGGGGCUCCCGUUACCCCUGACCCCCGCCAAACCCCCGGCCUCCAUCCAGACCAAGCCCACCGUGACAUCGCGCUUCGAGACCAAUGACAAAGGGCCCGCCUCGAACCUCCGACCUCCUGCCCACAAAUACCACAACCCCAAGUAUUCCUUGGUGUUUGGGGACCGUUUAGGGCUGUCCAGUUCGAAGCAGGACCUGACCCAGUCUCCCGGCAUCAUGAGACGGUUUUUGCAAAGCGACCCCGCCUCUAGCGUCGUCUCAGCCAAUGGGGACAAACAGGAAGCCCCGCUUCCGGUUACCCACAAUGCCGAGGGGACGGGCGGAGGGCUGUCCAAGAAGCUUCGCAGCACUUUCAGGGGGAAGACCAGCAAGUCGAACUCUCCCACGUCUCCCCAACCCCAACCCCCUCCUGGACGGGAUCGAUCGAGCCACAGCGAGCAGAGCUUCGAGUUUCCGGAGAAGGAGAGCCCGGAGGACAGGUUGGGGAAGCUGACGAGGAACGACAAGCGGAAGUCCAAGCUGAGCUCCCUCCUCUCCGUGCAGAUCCAGGAGGGGGGCGGAAGUUCAAGCCCCACUUUAAGCAACAGGAAGGAUAGCAGGAGGACGUCAAAAAAGGAAUGUGUGAUUUCCUGAAGAGGAGAGAGGGGGAGGGGGCUGGGUGACUGACAGAGAGACUGACAGACAGUGGACAAUUUUACUAGAACCCCACCAGAAAUGAAAAGGCCACACAAGGGCCCCCCCCCCCGUAUAUAUUAAUAUAUACAAAGAUCUCCCAUGACAGAUACACACCCAUAGUAAAAGCACAGAGAGGUCUGGUAAAGCAUAGGGAAGCAUUGUAAAGCACAGAGAGGUCUGGUAAAGCACA